Messenger RNA from Lichtheimia ornata, 4716 nucleotides. RefSeq lists its product as uncharacterized. The coding region runs from base 1 to 4716 and encodes 1571 amino acids. Gene Ontology annotation, cellular component: fungal-type vacuole; membrane. Lineage: Eukaryota; Fungi; Mucoromycota; Mucoromycetes; Mucorales; Lichtheimiaceae. Gene Ontology annotation, biological process: transmembrane transport. Gene Ontology annotation, molecular function: ATP hydrolysis activity; ATP binding; ABC-type peptide transporter activity. The record is from RefSeq and is a predicted model, not a curated record. The transcript is spliced from 9 exons.
AUGGAUCCGCAUCUUUUGCUAUGGAAACUAUCACCGUCACCGCCACCAUCCUCUUUUUCUACGGCUAUCAUCACCACCACUACCACCACUACCACCACCACUACCAACGACACUAACAACGAGAGCAACAACGAGAUCGAUUCUUUCGAUACACUACUACCAACGUUGGUUUUACCGGCAAUACUUUUAUUGAGCAUCAUUUACUUGUUAUACCAUCGGCAUCGUAGACAAGCAACCAACCCGUUUGACUUGAAACAGGACGUGCUACAACAGCAACAAGACGCGAUAUUACCUGACGACCACAACGACGAUGAAUCCUUGUGCCACCAACAACACCAACAACAAGAGCCCAGCAGUAGUAGUAGUAGUCGAUAUUGCAAACAUCUCCAGCUAGUCUUAAGCUGUAUUGUGGCUACCGGAUGGUUGUGCUGCAUGAUGAUGGUGGAUGUUUAUGCCGCUGUCUAUUUUGUCAUAUGGGUGGUGCUUGUCAUGAUCACAUUGGUCUCUCCUUUGUACCAGCUUUAUCCCGCACGCCAUUACAUUUACGUCUUUACCUUCUAUUAUGGCAUAUUGAUGGUGGAUGCAGGGUAUCGUAUAUAUGCAGCCUUUCAAAGCGAGUUAUGGAUGAUGGCCCCCGUUCUUUUACGAUGGUGGAUCAUUUAUGGCGGUGUUUGCACUGUUUUAUUCAUACUCACUGGCACUGUACCACAACCGCUCCAUCCCAAGAACCUUGUUCCCGAGACAGGCACUGUUACGAUCAAGGAAGAAGGAUAUAUUCUCCGUAAUGAUCGACGCUUAAGUCCAGAGGCAACAGCAAGCAUAUUUUCAUGGGCAUUGUUCCAAUGGAUUAAUCCCUUGGUGAUGCUUGGCUAUUCGAGACCAUUGGAAACGCACGACUUGUAUGCACUUUCGUUUCAACAUUUGGCAAGGUUUGCCCAUAUGGAUUUUCUUUGUUCAGCCUAUGGCAGCAUCAGCACUAGCAGCACCAGAAAGAUCUUGUAUCGAUUGUACCACGCGAAUCGUCGUACCAUUUGGACACAGUUUGCAUGUUCCACCUUGGCGGUUGUGUUUGCUUAUGCUCAACCUUAUUAUCAGCAACGCUUUUUGGAGUACUUUGAACAGCGUCAGCAUAUGAAUGUUGAAACGGCUUAUGGCUAUGCAUUCGCCAUGUUUGCAGCAGCCAUGAUCCGCUUAUUGUUUAUGGGGAUCCAAUUAUGGGCAGGCCGACGAUGGAAUGUGCGCACAUUGUGCAUGCUCGAUUCUGAAAUUUAUGCAAAGACGCUACGUCGUAAAGAAUCGCACCACACAAGCACUGGCAAAAUUACCAAUCUGAUGAGCGUGGAUGCUGACAGGAUCGCUGACAUUCCAGCUUCCAUCUUUAUGUUUUAUAAUGCACCGCUAGAGCUUGCCAUUGCCAUCUUUUACUUGUACAACCUUUUGGGUGUGGCAUCCGUGAUCGGCCUUGGGAUGUUUUUGAUCCUUUCACCCGUUUCAUGGUUCUUGAUCCGCCAAUUAAGGAUAGCGUAUGAUAACCUGUCAUCCGCUGAAGAUCGCCGCAAUCAAUUACUCAAUGAGCUAUUCCAAGGCAUUCGAAUGAUUAAAUACGCUGCAUGGGAAUCAACAUGGCAAUCCAAAAUCAUGGGCGCACGUGAUGUGGAGCUUGGACAUUUGAAGCAUACCUUUGUGAUGGAUGUAGCCAUGAGCAUUGGGUAUCUCAUGGCCCCGGUAUUGGUAUCGGCAUGUGCCUUUAUUUGGUAUGUCAAGGUCGAUAAUCAUGAACUCUCAGCCAGCGUCGUGUUUGUCAGCAUUACUCUAUUUGACAUGCUACGCAAUCCAAUCAUGCUCAUCCCUGACGCUAUCAGUGUUUUUACCGAAGCCUAUGUCAGCCUCAAACGAAUAUCAGAAUAUCUCGAUCAUCCCGAAGUGGACAAUGAUGACGACCAACAAGAACAAAGAAAUAGUACCAAUCUUGGAUUUGAAUCAUCAUCGGUGUUUACAUGGCCACGGGAUCAUGGCAUUAACAAUGACAAUGGCACAAAAAAGGAACACGAUAGCAACAACAACAACGACAAUGAAAGGAAACCGCUUCUUGAUACCCCUCUGUCAUCAUCACCACCAUCACCACCCUCCUAUGGUGCAGCAGCAGCAGCAGAGUCAUUACCAUUAUUUCAAUUGCGUAUUCCCCAUGGCUUUGACUUUCCCAAAAACAAGCUUAGUCUGGUGAUUGGACCCACAGGGAGUGGCAAAUCCAGUUUGCUACAUGCAGUCUUGGGCGAAAUGGAUACAAUUUCGGGUGGCUCUCAUCAUCCAGCCAUGGUGUCUUAUGUUGCUCAACAUCCAUUCUUGCAACAAACAUCGAUUCGCGACAAUAUUUUAUUUGGGAUGCCCUAUCACAAAGCUCGCUACCAUCAAGUAUUGCAUCAAUGUGCUCUUGUCAAGGAUCUUGCUAUUCUUCCUGAUGGUGAUAUGACCGAAAUUGGAGAAAAAGGAAUUUCCCUUUCGGGUGGUCAAAAGCAACGGGUAUCGCUUGCACGUGCAGUCUACUCAAUGGCACAAACGGUCCUUUUGGAUGAUUGUCUUAGUGCCGUGGAUACACAUACAGCACAACACAUUUUCCAGUCAUGUCUUUUGGGUAACUUGCUCAAGGAUCGCACCGUUGUCAUGGUCACACAUCAUGUACAACUUUGUUUGCCAGCCGCCAAAUUCCUCGUCAAGAUGGAUCCAGAAGGUCGUGUUGCAGCAUUUGGUGAUACAGACACGCUUUUAAAAGCUGGCACGCUUGUUGAUGUGAUAGGAAGCAGUCGUUGCCAUGUUGAAGAUGAUGUCAUGGCAACGACAGGAAAGGAUCAUCAACAACAACAUGAUAAUGGCAACGCUGCUGCUGCUGCUGCUGCUGCUGUAGCUCAAGAUAAGCAAGGUGACAGAUUUAUCUCAGAAGAACGAGCGGCUCGAGGACAUGUCAAAUUCAAAGUUCAUGCAACCUACCUAAAAGCAUGUGGUGGAUGGCCAUUUUGGGUAUUGCUUUGUUUGUUCUUUGUUGGAUCACGCGUACUGGUCUUUGUUGAAACUUGGUGGUUACGAACAUGGGCAGCAGCCUAUUCCAUAGACAGCCUUACGACGACGACAUCAAAUGAUGACGUUCCAGUGGAUUAUUACAUCAUGGUGUAUGUACUCCUUUGUAUCGCCUUUGUUGCUUGUGAUACAGUACGCAACGUACUUUUAUACUAUGGAUCAUUACGAGGCGCACGUAGACUCUUUGACCAGCUUCUUGAUCGUGUCAUCCAUGCACCUAUGCGUUUCUUUGAUACCACACCCAUUGGACGUCUUCUUAAUCGCUUUGGAGCGGAUAUGGUGGUGAUCGAUAUGCAGAUGGCUCGUACAGCAAGCAUGAUGGUAGAAUGUAUUACGGGAAUGGUAGCAUCUUCGAUCAUCAUUAGCGCCAUCACUCCACAAUUUAUUUUGGUAGCCUUGAUCACAGCUGUUGUGUAUGCUGUUGUCGGCAUUCUUUAUUUGCACUCUUCAAGAGAGCUCAAACGUCUCAAUUCCAUCAGUCGAUCACCCAUUUAUUCUCAUUUUACGGAGACGCUUACUGGUGCUGUGACAAUUCGUGCAUUUGCACAAUCACGACGCUUUCUUGUCAACAUGUACAACAAGCUGGAUGAGUUUGCAUCCCCGUUUUAUACCCUUUGGAUGGUGAAUCGAUGGCUUUUGGUGCGUAUGGAUACAGCGGGUGCAUGCAUGACAUUGGGUGCUGCUAUUCUCUUACUCAAGAACCAAGAUACCAUUGAUGCUGGUAUGGCCGGCAUUUCAUUGAUCUAUGCACGAAGCUUUUUGAGUCAUGUGUAUUGGAUGAUUCGGCAAUAUACUCAAGUUGAAAUGAAUCUAAAUGCUGUCGAGCGAGUACAAGAGUACCUGGAAUUGGAGCAAGAACCUCAAGGACAAUCUCUUCCCCCAAAGCAAUGGCCCAACAAGGCAACAUUGAAGAUACGGCAUUUGGAUGUACGCUAUGCAGCUCAUUUGGAUCCUGUAUUGUGCAAUGUAUCACUCGAUAUCCAUCACAAGGAGAAGAUUGGUGUUGUGGGAAGAACAGGAUCGGGUAAAACCACCCUUGGACUUGCCUUGUUUCGAUUUAUUGAAGCAUCCACUGGAAGUAUUUUCUUGGAUGGGAUCGAUAUUGCUCAUGUGGACAUAUACCAGCUUCGAUCACGCCUUACGAUGAUACCUCAAGAUGCUGCUCUUUUCUCAGGCACUGUACGCAGCAACCUUGAUCCAUGCAAUGAGCAUACUGACACGAUCCUAUGGCGUGCGUUGAGUCGAGUCCAUAUGACAUCUACAAUCAAAAGCCUUGAUGAAUCAGUGACAGAUGGUGGUGCCAAUUGGUCUCAAGGUCAAAGACAACUUUUAUGUAUGGCACGUGCUCUCUUGAAAAAGAGUCCAUUGAUUGUCAUGGAUGAGGCGACUGCCAGUAUCGAUUUUGACAUGGAUGCCAAGAUACAACAAACGAUCCAUACCGAGUUUGCUGAUUCAACUUUGAUAUGCAUUGCCCAUCGUUUGCAUACCAUUAUCGAUUAUGAUCGCGUGCUCGUGCUGGAUCAGGGCCGCGUCGCCGAAUUUGAUACACCUCGUCAAUUACUCUCCAAAUCAAAUAGUCUUUUUAGAGCCAUGUGUGAACAAUCAGGGGAUCUCGAUACACUUGUAAAAAGAGCCAUACAAUAA